UGCUCGAGGUUGGGUUAGUCUAGCAGACGACGGGACGGGCGGCUGAUCGCAGCAGACAGCGCAUAGCUAGCGUCGCUCGCGGGCGCUCGGCAGCGGACGUUUGAAUCGGAAGCCUGGAAGUCGAGAGACUCGCGCUAGUUGGGGAAUCGGUUGUUCGUCGAGCGAGAGCGUAACACCACCGCGUUCGCGAUGGAUCCCGAGGCGUUCCUGGACAUGGCCAAUCAGGUCAUCAAGCUGAAAAUGUUCCCGUAUUUCGACAUAGCGCACUGCGUACUGUGCACGCUGCAUGUCAGGGAGGAUCUGGGACCCGGUGCACAAGCAUUUUCUCGUAAGCACCCUUUGUCAUGUUGGCUCUCUACGAUGUUAGUUGUCUUUGCAAGCGGUAUGCUUUGCAAUGGAUUAUUAGGAGAACCUAUUCUUGCACCUCUGAAAAAUACACCACAAGUGAUAGUCGCAACUGUUGUUUGGUAUGUGAUAUUUUACACGCCAUUUGACAUUGGAUAUAAGGUAGCCAAAUUUUUACCAGUAAAGAUAGUAUGUGCUGCUAUGAAAGAAAUUUAUAGGUGUAAAAAGGUAUAUGAUGGAGUGACUCAUGCAGGAAAACUUUAUCCAAAUGCAUAUCUUAUUAUGAUAUUGAUUGGAACGCUCAAAGGUAACGGAGCUGGAUUUACAAAAUUGUUUGAGCGUCUUAUACGUGGCGUAUGGACACCAACUGCAAUGGAAUUCAUGCAACCCAGUUUUCCAACCAAAGCAUCUAUGGUUGCAUCGAUUAUCUUUGUGCUAGAUAAGAAGACUGAUCUCAUUUCUGCACCUCAUGCUCUUGUAUACUUUGGUAUUGUCAUCUUCUUCGUCUAUUUCAAGUUAUCAUCAAUUUUGCUUGGCAUUCAUGAUCCAUUCGUGCCAUUUGAAAAUUUGUUCUGCGCCUUGUUCUUGGGAGGAAUUUGGGAUUCAUUGGCUAAAUUGUUAGGUCGUGGUCAAGCCAAAGAUGAGAAAGCGGAUGCAAAGAAAACGAAUUAAAUAAUAAAAGAUAUUACUAUCUUGUCACCACCAUCAACUACUUAAAAAGUGAUGAAACAAAACUAUUCUAAGCUAGUCAGAUGACUACGGGUUAUAUAUGACUCUUGACAAAUCAUCAAAUAUUGGAAGAGUACAAUAAUUUAAUAUAUACAUAUAUACUUUAAGAGUGGAAGUUAUUCAGUUUUCAAAGAGUGUCUUAUAAAAAUAUCAACAGUAUUAUGUACACAGUUUAAUUAAUGUUAAAUCUCUCUCUAAAAUUUUUUCGUUAUGCAUUCUCAAGUUAAUGAAGAAAUUUCGUAUUUUUAUGUAAAACUUUUAUUAAUAAUUAUAAAUAUGACAAAUGAUUUACAUAUUAUGUAUCUCUAAUCUGGAUUGAUAUUAAUGAUAAGAUACUGAUUUAAUCAAACAAAAGUGUGUUCCUAUUUGCAAUUUUUAAUAGUACAUCUUAUGUACAAUUAAUAAUUGAAUUUUAUUAAAAUUUAUUAUCAAAUACUUUCUAGUACAAUAGCCAACUUUUAAUAUAAUGUAUAAAUACAUGAUACAUAUACUCCAGUAAUUUGAAGUAUUCAUCUUAAUAAAUUAUACUGAAAUUGUUUUACUUGUUAUAUAACAUUUAUAUAAAGGAGAAAUGUAUAGGAUAAGCAAUUAAUUUCAAAUUUAUUAAAUAAUUGUAUUACUGAUUCAUAAAUUACAUGAAUCACAUAAGGUAUUCAAAUAGCACAUAUGUAAAAACGGACAUUGCGAGAAAAAAAUAAAUGUCUUUUAUACUA
Molecule: messenger RNA, 1787 nt
Organism: Nylanderia fulva
Lineage: Eukaryota; Metazoa; Arthropoda; Insecta; Hymenoptera; Formicidae
Product: trimeric intracellular cation channel type 1B.1
Biological process (GO): potassium ion transmembrane transport
Cellular component (GO): membrane
Molecular function (GO): identical protein binding; potassium channel activity
Source: RefSeq, a predicted model, not a curated record